CCCUCGAACUGCCUGGACGCUGGAGCUCCGACGACACCAACACUGCGACACACGCCCAUCACCACCACCCUUUCAACCCGCCCUCGCACGCCCCCGGCCCUCGUCGUCGUCGUCUCCCUCCUCCCCCUUCCCCGCCCACAUACAGCAUCUCGCCGACGCGUCACGGCAGCAGCACGCAGAACCCGCCCAUCAUGUCGUUCGGCGGGCAGACGCCCACCAUCAUCGUCCUCAAGGAAGGGACCGACACCUCCCAGGGCAAGGGCCAGAUCAUCUCCAACAUCAACGCCUGCCUGGCGGUCCAGGCCACGAUAAAGCCCACGCUGGGCCCCUAUGGCGGCGACCUGCUGAUGGUGGACGAGAAUGGCAAGCAGACCAUUACCAACGACGGUGCCACCGUCAUGAAGCUCCUCGACAUUGUCCACCCCGCCGCCCGCAUCCUCGUCGACAUCGCGCGAUCCCAAGACGCCGAGGUAGGCGACGGAACCACCUCGGUCGUCGUCCUCGCCGGCGAGAUCCUCAAGGAGGUCAAGGACCACGUCGAGCAGGGUGUCAGCCCCCAGAUCAUCAUCAAGGGCCUGCGGAAAGCCUCCCAAAUGGCCGUCAACAAGAUCAAGGAGAUUGCCAUCAGCACCAACGAGGGCAACCGCCGCGAGACCCUAUCCAAGCUGGCCGCCACCGCCAUGACGAGCAAGCUGAUUAAGCGAAACACCGAAUUCUUCACAAAGAUGGUUGUCGACGCCGUCCUGUCACUCGACCAAGACGACCUCAACGAGAAGCUCAUCGGUAUCAAGAAGAUUCCCGGCGGUUCCCUCACCGAGUCGCGCUACGUCAACGGCGUCGCCUUCAAGAAGACGUUCUCCUAUGCCGGCUUCGAGCAACAGCCCAAGUCGUUCAAGAAGCCCAAGAUUGUCUGCCUCAACGUCGAGCUCGAGCUCAAGGCCGAAAAGGACAACGCCGAGGUGCGCGUCGAGCAGGUAUCCGAGUACCAGGCCAUCGUCGACGCGGAGUGGCAAAUCAUUUUCAAGAAGCUCGAGGCCAUCUCCAAGACGGGCGCCAAGGUGGUGCUGAGCAAGCUGCCCAUCGGCGACCUGGCGACGCAGUACUUUGCCGACCGCGACGUCUUCUGCGCCGGUCGCGUCGCGUCCGAGGACAUGGAGCGCGUGGUGCAGGCCACCGGCGCCACCAUUCAGUCGACGUGUUCCGACAUCCUCCCCGAGCACCUCGGCACGUGCGGCACCUUUGAGGAGCGGCAGAUUGGCGGUGAGCGCUUCAACUUCUUCGAGGAGUGCCCCGAGGCCAAGACGUGCACACUGGUGCUGCGCGGUGGCGCCGAGCAGUUCAUAGCCGAGGUGGAGCGCUCGCUGCACGACGCCAUCAUGAUUGUCAAGCGGGCCAUCAAGAACCACCUCAUCGUCGGCGGCGGCGGCGCUGUCGAGAUGGAGGUCUCGGCUUACCUGCACCGCUUUGCGGACAAUAAAAUCACCCACAAGCAGCAGGCCAUCAUCAAGUCCUUCGCCAAGGCCCUCGAGGUCAUUCCCCGCCAGCUGUGCGACAACGCCGGCUUCGACGCCACCGACAUUCUCAACAAGCUGCGCGUCGAGCACCGCAAGGGCAGCACCUGGGCUGGCGUCGACUUUAGGCACGAGGGCGUCGCCGACAUGAUGGAGCGCUUCGUUUGGGAGCCCGCUCUCAUCAAGGUCAACGCCCUUCAGGCAGCCACCGAGGCCAGCUGCUUGAUCCUCGGCGUCGAUGAGACCAUUCGCAACGAGGAGAGCGCCAAGCCCCAGGCACCCGGGCAGCUGCCUCCCGGCGCGGCGCAGAGAGCGGUCCGCGGCCGGGGACGAGGCAUGCCGCGCAGGUAAAGCGGGCCCGGAAGCAAAAAGGAAAAAGGACCGGAGUGGUUGAAAUGGUCUGGUUUUUUACAUUUUCUUCUUCUUUAAUACGGGAAUGGAUCUGUAUGAUACCUUAGAUAUGAGAAGAAGAGAAGGGGGAGAAAAACAAGACGACCACUUCUAGACUGGACACGAGUCGCUCCCUCUGUUUCAACUGUCCUGCCGGCCCGUCUCUGGCAAUGAUUGCCACCCCGAGACCGACUCGGCUAGGACGCGGAUUGUGGAAAGCAUGCAUGCGUAGUUUCAGACGCCGCUGAGGCAUCCCAUCCCCCUCUUGAUGUGUCAGACCGCUCUGUCCUGUAAUCAAAUGCGCCAAGCUCUCCGUGAUGG
Purpureocillium takamizusanense is the source of this 2222-nucleotide messenger RNA. It is a transcript of the gene CCT7, whose product is annotated as T-complex protein 1 subunit eta. Bases 192 to 1862 code for a protein of 556 amino acids. Lineage: Eukaryota; Fungi; Ascomycota; Sordariomycetes; Hypocreales; Ophiocordycipitaceae. The record is from RefSeq and is a predicted model, not a curated record. Gene Ontology annotation, biological process: protein folding. The transcript is spliced from 4 exons. Gene Ontology annotation, cellular component: chaperonin-containing T-complex. Gene Ontology annotation, molecular function: ATP hydrolysis activity; ATP-dependent protein folding chaperone; ATP binding.